AUGGCGGCAAAGACAAUUCCCCCUCGGAUGUUUCUGCGUGUUCUCGUUGUCAGCCUAACUUUCUUUGGAUACUUUCCUCUGUAUGCUCACUGUGAGUCAAGCACACAAACUAAACCUGAAAAUGUGCUGAAUGCCUCAAAAAUUCGGCGAAAUGCUGCGCGGAUGCCUUCGAAUGACAUACUAAAUUGUGAGUGAAAUCCACAUUUUCUUUUCCGUUUCUCAUAUUUCGCGAAUUCUGUCUCUAACAAGAAAUCUGCGAUGUUAUGUGACCACCACAUGUCUAAAAUAUGGUUGGAAAAUGCUCUCUAAAGCCCAAAAACUUUUGGGGCAUGGUUCCUUUCUCUAAUUGUGAUUGUGACCCGCGGGCCACAAACACGAUCGGGGCCAUCGAGUUCAACAAGUGAUCAAAAUACUUUGUUAUUAGUAGAAAUCUAACGACUUAAAGUAGUUCUUUGAAUAAAAUACUUCAUGGAUUUAUGACAUACAAGCGGGUCGUCUCUAUAUAUAGAGUAUUAUAACACUCUGCGAUCACGUGUGCUGACAUCCCCAAUAACAUUGAAUGAACUCGUUACUACGUAGUUCUGGCGUUCUUUUAUGGACCUGUUGCUACUACUCAUAAGCCACCUUAUUAGGACCAAGACGCUCAAUGGCGCACGCUUGCUGCGCCAAUGUUGCGCCGUGUAUCGGGCUGGAUUGAUUUUUUUCGCAAAGUGCGUGGGCGUUCCACCGUCCGACAACGAGUGGAGCAGACCGUGGAGUGCCUAUGACCACCAACCCCAAGAAUACUCCUAAUAGACGUUCGUCGCUCAAGCCGUUUUGAGUGCGUUGACUCAGGCAACGCAUGAAUCAACACGACUUACUUGCCUAGAUAAUGCUUCCUCAGUCAAUUAGAUAAGUAGCAAUAGUUUUACAACCCAGACCGGAGUCGCUAGUGCAUUAGCAUUGUCCGGCUAGCGCAGUUUUAUCGGGGUCGUUGCUCAAGUUUCUUUUGUAGGCAUCUCCUAAGAUUCAACGUUUGUCUGCGUUAACAACAUAGAUUGUGUUCCACACUAUUCGCCAUACUGACUUUCUUAUACGCCUACAAGUGGGGCGCCUUUCAGUGUUUGAACGUAUCCAGUUUUUCCUCUUGGCAUGGAUUACAAGUGGAUUGAGUGAGCUUAGUUGCCUGAUAGUUAACUCUUUUUCAAUCCCCCAUGCCUCGUAUGAGGUGUCCACACCACGCGGAUGCGCAGUAUUCCGAAUGGAGCAAAAUAUAUGCGGUAUAUUGUUUAUGGUAUACACAGGCUUGAUUCAGUGCAAUGUUGAUAGCGCCUAUUAACUUGGAUCUUCGCAGCAGUUUAUUGUCAUUUUUAAGUGAAACCGUGCUAAGUCGGCUGAAGCUUCAUUUCUUAGAAUAACCUCGUCAUUUGUCCCUACGCAUGAACGCAUUUCCAAGUUCAACCCAGAGUGCUUGCGAGAAAUUUGCGUCCUCCCACAUUCUCUGCGAAAUCCCAUCGGUUGGUAAAUUUGAACUCCCAAUGGAGAUAUUUCCGGUUAAAGUCAUGGUCUGGUGUCUGACGUGAGAUUUUACUGCCAUCUGCAAUCAUUAGUGAGCUGUGGAAAACUCUUCCAGAUGGAAAAGGGCAACGUCCCCAACCGCAAACCCCCGGGACACAGUUAUGCAGAGGCAACUCGAGCAACGUAGCUUAUUGAACGCAUGCGCUUCGCCCCUCCCUCCCCCCCACCUGGGAUCCUCAAUAAGUGGCUUAACGUCCCUGAGGUCUAGAGAAAAGAGCUACACCAUCCUGUCACCUUCCUGUUCAGAAGUUAUUGUAUUAAGGAUAUUCAAGGAAAGUGAUCGUUACUUAAAGGAGUUAUGCUAUCAAGUAACUGGAGUUUUUUAGCAAUGCAAGCUGUUGCUGGUGACAUUCCUCGUGAUGUUGACAAUUUCAUCUUCAGGAGGGCACUCUGAUAUACUGUAGUAUAACAAGGGGUCCAGAAAUAUCUACCUUGGCAAUGUACACCCCAAGUUUCAUCAGGAAAUUCGCGAAUUCCAAGGUAGCUUCGUUAGGGUUCCCAGAUUUGGCUGCUAAAAGCCCAUACUCGAAACGGUAUGUUUUCAGCAGGCAAUCAGAACUCUUGUAUCGACAAAACGCGUGAGACUGCUGUUAAAUCUGAACGUCUCACUUGUAUAUUUUGUUUUUGGUUGUGUCACCCUGGUGACCUUACACUCUUGUGUACUGUUCUUUUAGCUCCCAAUUCCUCUGCCGACCCGGACUCUAGAAAUUACUCCUGGCCUUCUCAGGGGGAAAGCGUCGAUCCAAAUGACCUGUUUGAUGGUAAAGUCACGACCAGAUGCCGCCUGAGACCUAUUAACUGGUGGAACUACACACUGGCCAGUCCAAAGCUUGUCCUGGGAAAUGAGCUGGAGUCUGCCCUGGGUACCGCCUUAGGCGUCGGUAGUAGCGACAUUUUCGGUGUCAAUCUCCACCGCCACGUUAGGAUAUCUUCUCUAUUUAGUCCCUUCCUUCUGCAACGACGAUAUCCCACGUCGAAAAGCGCUGUGCCCCACAUUAUCCAGAGUCACUGUGUCCUAG
Molecule: messenger RNA, 2576 nt
Organism: Spirometra erinaceieuropaei
Lineage: Eukaryota; Metazoa; Platyhelminthes; Cestoda; Diphyllobothriidea; Diphyllobothriidae
Source: the annotation of a GenBank genome assembly